Solanum dulcamara is the source of this 1810-nucleotide messenger RNA. Its product is annotated as phosphatidylglycerophosphate phosphatase PTPMT2-like. Bases 540 to 1493 code for a protein of 317 amino acids. NCBI's taxonomy places the organism in Eukaryota, Viridiplantae, Streptophyta, Magnoliopsida, Solanales, Solanaceae. Gene Ontology annotation, molecular function: protein tyrosine/serine/threonine phosphatase activity; phosphatidylinositol-4,5-bisphosphate 5-phosphatase activity. The record is from RefSeq and is a predicted model, not a curated record. Gene Ontology annotation, biological process: protein dephosphorylation. The transcript has 7 exons.
UCAUAGACAGAGAGUGCGUUAGAGUUUGUUGAGAGAAAAGGAAAGGUAUAGAAAGAAGAGAGAGAAACAGACAAAAUUGUUAGAGAGAGAAACAGACAAAAUUGUUAGAGAGAGAAACUCACCCACUUCGAUAUGCCUUAAAGAAUUACAUUACAUUUCACCCAAACAACCAAGAACCUUUCUUGACCCUAUCAAAUUUCUCUCUUUUUUUGAAUUGUUGUUUCUUAUAUUCAUUCAAUCAAAAAAAUUGUUUCUUCUUUCAUCCCUUACAUCGACUUUUCUUCCAUUUUGUGGGAUUGAGUUUCUUCUUCUUGUUAUUAAAUCAAAUAUGGCCUGGGAAAGACACAUGCUUGAGUCCAGUUCUUUUGGGGUUUUAUCUUGCGUGAGCAACUUUUGUCUAGUUUAGUUGAUUGCUGCAUUUGAUUUCAGUUUUGGGUUCUUUAUCUUUAUACUGUAUAGGAAUAAAGAUUGAAUCUUUUUAGUAAGUUUUGGAUCCAAGCUAUUUUUGAGGGUUUGUUUUAGUCCAAAGAAAAUAAAGAAUGUACAUUGAAGAACUGAAGGAGGGGGGAGUAGUAAAGAGAGAGGAGAAGUUUUGUGAUGAUACUUGUGAAGGUUCAUUGGCUGUUUCGGAUACGAAAAGGGCUUUGGUUGGAGCAGGGGCUCGUGCUCUUUUUUAUCCUACAUUGCUCUAUAAUGUUGUGAGAAACAAGAUUCAGACCGAGUUUCGAUGGUGGGAUAGGGUUGAUGAGUUCAUACUGUUAGGAGCUGUUCCAUUUCCUGCUGAUGUCCCUCGCUUGAAGGCUUUAGGUGUUGCUGGAGUGGUUACCUUGAAUGAACCAUAUGAGACUUUGGUCUCAACAUCAUUAUAUCUUAAUCAUGGCAUCAAUCACUUGUUGAUUCCUACCAGAGACUAUCUUUUUGCACCAUCAGAUGGAGAUAUUGACCGAGCUAUAGAAUUCAUCCAUGGUUAUGCAUCUUGUGGUAAGACAACAUACGUACACUGUAAAGCCGGUCGUGGACGUAGUACAACCAUUGUCCUUUGCUACCUGGUCAAACACAAGGAUAUGACACCUGAGGAUGCUUAUGAUUACGUUAGAUCCAUCAGACCAAGGGUGUUGUUGGCCUCCUCGCAGUGGCAGGCUAUUCAAGAAUACUACAUAAGAGUAAAAAAUACUGAUAGUGAUGUUUGUGGAGAUGAUAAUUCAUUGAAAGUGGUUGACUUUCCAGCAGAAAAUGAAGUUUCUGCCUUUGAUGAUGGCUCGGUUGUUCUAGUCUCUGAAUGUGACCUUGAUGGAUAUGAUGAAAGCAUUGAGUCAGGUCUAACACGUAACGAAGGGUUAGUGGAUUUAAACCUUGCAUGUAGAGGAGUUCAAGUUGCUCGCCAGGCAGCAAUUUCUCGGCUUUCAUACCUCUGGCUCCGCUAUCAUUCAACGACCCAGAAACUAUCAACAAAGAAGCUGGGAAGUAUUGGCAUUGACAUCCAUGUUUAUUGAGAUGCCAUAUAUGUAGGUUAAGGGAGGCCUAGGUGUUGUCUGUUCUCCUUUUUUAUGGUGGUAAUGUUAGAUGCUUCCUCCCUUUUAACUUAAACUCCCUCCCCCUUUUUUCAUGUCUUGUGGGGAGCUACAUCAAAAUUGUUGCAAAUGUAACUCUCAAGUUGUGAGAAGCCAAGGAUUCAACAAGUAUGCGUAGUUUAAUAAUAUGAAGUGUCGCGAAAGGGCAUAACUGUAAUCAGUUGAGUUGUCUUUGAAAGGAAACGCGUGAGGCAUGUAUUACUGAACUUUGAUGUGUCUAAUGCAACAUCUUUUUAUUU